This is a messenger RNA of Balearica regulorum gibbericeps (East African grey crowned-crane), 242 nucleotides long. The record is from RefSeq and is a predicted model, not a curated record. Lineage: Eukaryota; Metazoa; Chordata; Aves; Gruiformes; Gruidae.
GCUCUAGCCAACAUCGACAUCGGAAGCCUGAUCUGUAAUGUAGGAGCUGGUGGUGGUGGUGGGGCUCCAGCUGCAGCUGCUCCUGCUGGUGGUGCUGCACCCGCGGGUGGUGCUGCCCCUGCUGAGGAGAAGAAAGAAGAGGAAAAGAAAGAAGAGUCAGAGGAAUCUGAUGAUGACAUGGGCUUUGGUCUUUUUGACUAAUUAGUUUUGUACCUGCCUGUAAUAAAGAACAUUUAAUUGUA